Molecule: messenger RNA, 588 nt
Organism: Auanema sp. JU1783
Lineage: Eukaryota; Metazoa; Nematoda; Chromadorea; Rhabditida; Rhabditidae
Source: the annotation of a GenBank genome assembly
AUGGAUAAGCUGAUUGAAGAACUUCGUGUUGCUUUUGCUACUGAUGAUGUUGUAAUCGAGGAUGUUGAGAAAAUUCUCGGCUCAUACAAGAGCAACAUCUCUGACUGGGGGAAAUUUGCCCAUUUUGACGAUAGACAUUAUACCAGAAAUCUUGUUGAUACUGGUAAUGGUAAAUAUAAUCUCAUUGUUCUUUGUUGGGGGCCUGGAAUGUGUACAAACAUCCAUGACCAUUCAGGAUCUCACUGUUUCGUCAAAAUGCUACAAGGAUCUCUUCUAGAGUCCAGAUUUGCCUUCCCUGAGAGUUCAGAACAUAUUGGACCUCUGAACAGAACUGGAGAAGUCCAAGUUGAUGUUGAUGAAGUGACAUAUAUGAGCGAUCAACUCGGUCUUCAUCGUAUGGAAAAUCCAAGUCAUUCGGAAAAUGCUGUUAGUCUUCAUGUUUAUUCCCCUGCCUAUGAAGAAUGUCAUUUAUUCGAUCAAAGAACAAGUCAGAAACAUGCCUCGAAAGUCACAUUCUGGUCAAAGUACGGAAAAAGAGAACAUAAUGACUUACUUUUCGACUCCAUACGUAAUGGACGGUCUGCCUAA